Molecule: messenger RNA, 1469 nt
Organism: Polistes dominula (European paper wasp)
Lineage: Eukaryota; Metazoa; Arthropoda; Insecta; Hymenoptera; Vespidae
Product: phospholipase A1
Biological process (GO): lipid catabolic process
Molecular function (GO): serine hydrolase activity; lipase activity
Source: RefSeq, a predicted model, not a curated record
UUUCUGGUGGAAGUUCAUUUGUAUCUUUGUCAAACUACUUUAUUUAUCUUUCUCUUUCACAAUUUUAUUAAAGGAGAACACGAGUGGAAGAGGUAAGAGAGAAAAGAGGUAGAGAAGGCAGAGAGGUAACAGAGUAGACAAAACGGUAUCCGAUAGUAUAAAGCUUGUGCCAAGGAAGAAGUUCAAGAAAGAAGAAGUCAGUUCAUUCGAUCAGUCUUCAAAUUGUUUUCAUGAAGAAGGGGUCGGUCACGGGACGAUAAAGAAAUGAAUCUAUUAACGAAUUCGUUUACAUUGCGAUCUAUCGCAAUAACAGGAUUUAUUUUUAUUGGAAUUAUAUCGUUAGAAGCUAAAAAACCACACGGACCAAUAGAAGAAGCUAUACAGAACGGUGAAGCGAAUAAUUUUGUAAAAGAAAAUUGUACUUGGAGACGUGGACAUGAUCCAAAUUCUUGCCCUGAUCCAGAAGUUCGUGUUUAUUUGUAUACCCCAGGAAAUCCUAAAAGAGAACUCGAUUCAAGGGAAUCCGAUUGGCUUAGACACGAUUACGAACCUACCAGGGAGAAUAUUAUUCUUAUUCAUGGAUAUGCAGGUGGUGAUAACACAUUACCAAUCUCGGUGUUACGAGAUGCCUAUUUGAGGAACGGUAGUUAUAAUAUUUUCUUAGUAGAUUGGGGAGCAUUAUCUGCAGCUCCCUGCUAUCCAGCAGCAGUAUCUAAUCUCCAUCCAGUAGCUCGUUGCUUGUCGAGGACACUGACAAUUCUAAGAAAUCUUGGUUUACCUAUUCAACGGACAACUUGCGUAGGACAUUCUUUAGGAGCUCAUGUAUGUGGUAUCAUGGCUAAUUAUCUUCUCUUUCGAAUGAAUCGAAUUAUUGGUUUGGAUCCAGCCAAACCAUUGAUUCGUCCAGGCCUAGUAAAUAAAUUGGACAGCGGUGAUGCCGAUUUUGUUGAAGUUAUUCACACAAAUGCCGGUUAUUAUGGUGAAUCUAAUCGUUUGGGUCACGCUGAUUUUUGUAUAAACGGUGGCAAAAUUCAACCCUUUUGUAAGGAUAAAGAAAACGAUCAACUUUGUAGUCAUGUUUGGGCUGUUUGUUUUAUGGCACAGAGUAUUGAUAAUGAUGGUCGAGAUACAAUAGCAGAAUCAUGCUCGCGUAGAUGUCCUUUUGGUCCCAAAAUUGCACAAAGAGCUGGCGUCUAUGUUCCUAUGGGACAACAUACACCUAACGAUGUUAGAGGAUCGUUUUGUUUCAAUAGUUCAUUACAACCUUAUUGUCCAAAAUAUCAAAAUGGUCAUGGUGAUGAUAGAUGUUGUUUACCGCCGAACAACGCUGAUAUUUCGUUUAAAAAGAAAAAUAAUGUCUCUAUUAAAUCGCAAAAGGAUCCUGAUCGUUCAAAUUGAACAUACACAUCAUUUUAUUGAAUCGAACUAUACAUAUGAAACAGAUACAUACAUACGCACACAUUAUAAAU